This is a messenger RNA of Rangifer tarandus platyrhynchus (Svalbard reindeer), 1098 nucleotides long. The record is from the annotation of a GenBank genome assembly. NCBI's taxonomy places the organism in Eukaryota, Metazoa, Chordata, Mammalia, Artiodactyla, Cervidae.
AUGCUGCUGUCCCUGGUGCUCCACAUGCACUCGGUGCGCUGCGUGCUGCCGGCCGCCGUGCUCCUGGGCACGGCGCCCACCUACGUGCUGGCCUGGGGCGCCUGGCGGCUGCUCUCCGCCCUGCUGCCCUCGCGCUUCUACCAGGCGGUGGACGACCGGCUCUACUGCGUCUAUCAGAGCAUGGUGCUCUUCUUCUUCGAGAACUACACCGGGGUGCAGAUAUUGCUAUAUGGAGAUUUGCCAAAAAAUAAAGAAAAUGUAAUAUAUUUAGCAAAUCAUCAAAGCACAGUUGACUGGAUCAUUGCCGACAUCCUGGCUGUCAGGCAGAAUGCUCUCGGCCACGUGCGCUACGUGCUGAAAGAUGGGCUCAAAUGGCUCCCGCUGUAUGGGUGUUAUUUUUCUCAGCAUGGAGGAAUCUAUGUAAAAAGAAGUGCCAAAUUUAAUGAAAAUCAGAUGAGGAAAAAGCUGCAGCGCUACAUCAACGCAGGAACUCCAAUGUAUCUUGUGAUUUUUCCGGAGGGAACAAGAUAUAAUCCAGAACUAACAAAAGUCAUUUCAGCUAGUCAAGCAUUUGCUGCUCAAGAAGGCCUUCCAGUAUUAAAACAUGUGCUGACACCAAGAAUAAAGGCAACUCACGUUGCUUUUGAUUCUAUGAAGGAUUAUUUGGAUGCAGUUUAUGAUGUUACAGUGGCUUUUGAAGGGUCUGUGGAUGAUAAAGGGCAGCGGAAGGAAGCGCCAUCCAUGGCUGAAUUUCUCUGCAAAGAAUGUCCAAAAAUUCAUAUUCACAUCGAUCGUAUAGACAAAAAAAAUAUCCCAGAAGAACAAGUAUCCAUGAAAAGAUGGCUUCAUGAGCGUUUUGAAAUAAAAGAUAAAUUGCUUAUAGAAUUCUAUGAUUCACCGGACCCAGAAAGAAGAAACAAAUUUCCUGGAGAAAGUGUUAAUUCUAAGCUAAGUCUCAAGAAGACCUUACCAUCAUUCUUGAUCUUAAGUGGUUUGACUGCUGGUUUGCUUAUGACUGAGGCUGGAAGGAAACUGUAUGUGAAAACCUGGAUUUAUGGAACCUUGAUUGGCUGCUUGUGGGUUAGUAUUAAAGCAUAA